AUGGAGUGCAUAACAACUGUAUCCUACUCUUUGACCUUAAAUGGAGGACUCACAAAACCAUUUGAAGGCAAGAGGGGGAUAAGACAGGGAGACCCUGUGUCACCCUACUUAUUUGUGAUAGCUAUGGAGUACUUGCAAAGGGAAUUUAGUCAACUGGCUGAAAACAAAGAGUUCCACUUUCAUCCAAGGUGCAAAAGACUAGGAGUGAUGUAUGUGUGUUUUGCUGAUGAUCUAUUGAUGUUCUGCAGAGCUGAUUUGCAGUCAAUUAAGCUACUGCAGGAUGCAUUUCUGAAAUUUUCAAGAGCCUCAGGACUACAGGCAAAUCCUGACAAAAGCUCAGUAUACAUUGCAGGUACAACUGAGAGGAUGAAAGAACUUAUCUUGCAGGAGUUGGGUUAUAAUGAAGGCAGCUUACCCUUUAAAUACCUAGGGGUUCCAUUAGCUCCUAAAAAGCUAUCUAAUCAACAGUGUUGGCCAUUGGUUGAAAAGAUUACUGCAAGGAUCAGUUGCUGGACCUCAAAACUAUUGUCAUUUGCUGGAAGAUUGCAGCUCAUCAAGUCAGUGAUUUUUGGGAUGCAGUCUUAUUGGGCUCAGGCUGAUAUAUCCAGAAGAGCUUUGGUAGCAUGGGACAAGGUCUGUUUACCACAAACAAUGGGAGGGUUGAAUGUGAUUAACCUGUGCAACUGGAACAGAGCUGCAAUAAUGAAGCAUUUGUGGGCAAUUACAAAGAAGAAAGACUGCUUGUGGAUUCGAUGGGUCCAUUCCUACUACAUAAAGAACAGGAGAAUUGACACCAUGCCUAUACCUAAGAGUGCAACUUGGGUAGUAAGGAAGAUUAUUGAGCAAAGGAAGUUUAUAUUGAAUCUACCAACUCUACAAGGCAAUGUGCAAGAAAGACUGGAGUCCUUACAGAUCACAAGUGGUAAAUUCAGUAUCAAGAAUCUAUAUAACUUGCAAACUCCUCAGGAUCAGAAGGUAUACAGGAAAAGUCUGAUUUUACAUCCUCAUAUACAUCCUAGACACAAAUUCAAUAUGUGGCUGGCCAUUCAAAGGAGAUUACCAACAGUGGAUCGAUUGCAGAAAAUAGGCAUUCAAGUAGCUCAAGUGUGUGUAUUCUGUGGUCAGGAAGAAGAGAUAUUUGAACAUCUAUUCUUUGAAUGCUCCUACACAAGUGCUGUCUGGAAGAGAUUGCUAAACUGGAUGAGAAUCCAAAGACAGAUUCAAACUUGGGAGGAGGAACUGCAAUGGGUGACUUAUCAUGCUAGGAAGAAGAAAGGAAUUGGCAACAUUAUUGUAGCAGUGUUUGGCAUGCUGCUGCACAGUUUAUGGAGGGACAGGAAUUCGAUCAGAUUUCAAAAUGGAAGCACCUCAGCAGAGCAGAUAUGCCGAGAGAGAUCACUUCAUAUGUUCAUAUCAAAAGCCAUAUACACAGCAAUUGGCAGGAACAUAUGGAAGCUCUAA
Nicotiana attenuata is the source of this 1461-nucleotide messenger RNA. RefSeq lists its product as uncharacterized. NCBI's taxonomy places the organism in Eukaryota, Viridiplantae, Streptophyta, Magnoliopsida, Solanales, Solanaceae. Bases 1 to 1461 code for a protein of 486 amino acids. The record is from RefSeq and is a predicted model, not a curated record. The transcript is spliced from 2 exons.